Molecule: messenger RNA, 417 nt
Organism: Strongylus vulgaris
Lineage: Eukaryota; Metazoa; Nematoda; Chromadorea; Rhabditida; Strongylidae
Source: the annotation of a GenBank genome assembly
GUUGUCAAAAAAUCAGUACGGGUACAGAUUGCUGGUACUGUAAAAGACAAAUUAGCGCUGUUGGGAGCUAGCAACGGCGAAAACGGGGAUAAUGCUGAUGAAGAUUCCAUAAUAGUCGGACGAGGUGAAGGACCAAGCAAACGGGUUGCAAAAAUGGUUGCUGCAAAGCAAGCACUAGCGGUGCUUAUCCCCGAAAUACGGUUCAAUGAUGACUACAUGGCGACAAUUCAACCUCCAGAUGCUACUGAGAAGAAUUACGAUGACCAGGCUAUCGCAUUAUUCGACGAACUGCCUAUCGAAGACCCACGAAUAUCCGAUCUUGCUGUGCGCACUUGCCUACCGAAACCAAUGAUUCUGCUGAAAGUGGGUUUUUAUGCUUUGUCGAUGUUAACAACGAAGAAACUGUGGUCAGCGUAA